AUGCGUUUCUUCUCCGUUGCCCUCGCCCUCGCGGCCCCUCUGGUUUCCGCCAUCGAGUUCACCAGCCCCUCGGCCAACUCCACCGUUGUCAAGGGCAAGAGCUAUGAGCUCUCGUGGAACACGGUCGACACGGACCCGUCGACCUUCAGCAUCUUCCUCGUCAACUUUGUCAACUGGCCUCCUUCCUAUGUCCUCCUGGCCCAGGACCUCGAGACCGCCGCCGGCUCUGCCUCCAUCGAUGUCCCCUGCUCCACCCUCAACUCUGACGGUUACCAAUUCAACGCCAUCAACGGCACCAACGUCUACGUGAUCUACGCGCAGACUCCCAAGUUCUCCGUCUCCGGAGCCGACUGCACCGAACCCACCACGCUGCCCCCGGCUUCGCCCUCCACCUGCGCGCCGCCGAGCACCGUCACUGUCACGGUGAGCAAGACCCUUUCCAAGAACUCCACCGCGACGGCGACGGGCGGUUUCUCGGCGGCCCAGAGCAGCUUCAUCACGACCUCCGCCGCCGUCCCGGCCACUACUCCCGAUUCCCCCCCAGUCUUCCAUGGCACUUGUCCUGACACCAUUGGCUGGGCCUCAGACUACCAUCACCCCGUAACUCUGACCAAGCCCCCUCACCACCCCGAGGCCACCGGCGCUCCGUACCCGACCGGCUCCUUCAGCGCCAAGCAUGACGAGGCGGCGACUACCAUCUACCGUACCACCUACCUGCCUUUGGAGUUGGCCCCGACUGGCGCUUGCAAGUGUUAG
Messenger RNA from Colletotrichum orchidophilum, 756 nucleotides. Its product is annotated as extracellular proline-serine rich protein. The transcript is spliced from 2 exons. The record is from RefSeq and is a predicted model, not a curated record. NCBI's taxonomy places the organism in Eukaryota, Fungi, Ascomycota, Sordariomycetes, Glomerellales, Glomerellaceae. The coding region runs from base 1 to 756 and encodes 251 amino acids.